GUAAAGCCAUUGGAUGGUGUGAAAAUUCUUGAUUUAACCAGGGUGCUUGCAGGGCCCUUUGCCACAAUGAAUUUAGGAGAUCUAGGGGCUGAAGUUAUCAAAGUGGAAAGACCAGGAGCUGGUGAUGAUACGAGAGCCUGGGGCCCACCUUUUGCUGGAACAGAAAGCAUUUAUUUUCUUAGCGUCAAUAGAAAUAAAAAGAGUAUAGCUAUCAACAUGAAGGAUUCAAAAGGAGCAAAGCUAAUCAGAGAGCUUGCAGCGGUGUCUGAUGUUUUUGUGGAAAACUACAUCCCUGGGAAACUGGCUGAAAUGGGUCUAGGUUAUGAAGACAUUAAAAAGAUUGCUCCUCAUGUAGUGUACUGUUCAAUAACAGGUUAUGGUCAAGCUGGUCCAAUGGUUCAGAGAGGUGGAUAUGACUCCAUUGCAGCUGCUGUUUCUGGUCUCAUGCAUAUCACAGGGCAUGAGGAUGGUGAGCCUGUUAGACCAGGAGUAGCCAUGACAGAUCUUGCUACUGGGUUGUAUGCAUAUGGAGCAAUUAUGGCUGGUUUACUUCAGAGGUAUAAGACGGGGAAAGGACUGCACAUUGACUGCAGUCUCUUGUCAUCUCAGGUUGCUUGUCUCACUCAUGUAGCAGCUAAUUACCUUAAUUGCAAAAUAGAAGCAAAACGCUGGGGUACUGCUCAUGGGACUAUUGUUCCAUAUCAGGCUUUUAAGACCAAGGAUGGCUACAUCGUGGUGGGAGCUGGAAAUGAUCAGCAGUUUGUCAGUGUGUGCAAGAUCCUGAAUUUGCCUGAAGUUAGCAAGGAUUCCAGAUACAAAAAUAAUAAACUCAGAGUCCAGAACAGAAAAGAACUUAUUGACAUACUGUCAACCAGGUUUUCAGAAAAAGCAACGACCGAAUGGUUGCAGCUCUUUGAAGGUAGUGGGGUUCCAUAUGGCCCAAUCAACAAUAUGCAGCAAGUAUUCUCGGAUCCUCAGGCUUUUGGGUUUUUAUAUGACAAUUAUGCUGAAUAG
This is a messenger RNA of Cariama cristata (Red-legged seriema), 1014 nucleotides long. It is a transcript of the gene SUGCT, whose product is annotated as succinyl-CoA:glutarate-CoA transferase. The record is from RefSeq and is a predicted model, not a curated record. Gene Ontology annotation, molecular function: catalytic activity. The coding region runs from base 67 to 1014 and encodes 315 amino acids. The transcript has 12 exons. Lineage: Eukaryota; Metazoa; Chordata; Aves; Cariamiformes; Cariamidae.